AUGGCGCGUGAUCACGACGAAUCAUUUGCACGAUUCAAUUUCCCGGAUCAAAUCGUUAAUUUUCUCCUUGAUGCUCAGGUUGACCCCGAUAACCCGGAUAAAAUUGUUGAAAUCUUGGUCCAACACGGAUUGGCAAAGAUUGCGGAACGAGCGGACAAUUUAGUGACCUUGGAUUUCCAACAAUUGAACGCCGACGAGCCUGUGACCGCGCCUACAGAAUAUGCUGACAGUUCCCCUUUUGGCGGAGAUAAAUCUUCCGUUUCCUCCGAUUUUUUGACCGUAGAAUUCGAACCGGAUUCCGAAACAACUGAGUCACACCAAUCGGCUACCUUUAACAACAACUAUGAGGAAACAGUGACCGAGCAGCCGCUGACGUUUACUUCCGCCGAAAAGGUGCUGUCGGAAUCUUUUGUCCGAUCGCCACCUCGCCCCGGAGGCGCACAGAUACCUGCUGCGAACGAGACACAGCAGCCGCUUCAAUCAACAUCCGGCAAAAACGCGGACCAUUCGCAGCACGCGCCCGGCGGAGCGCACCAGCGGCCGCAAUCAACAUCUGGCUGGGAAAAGAUUCCAAAGGAAGAGGACAGAACGGAACAGGUGCUGUCGGGAUAUUUUGUCCGAUCGCCACCUCGCCCAGGAGGCGCACAGAUACCUGCUGCGAACGAGACACAGCAGCCGCUUCGAUCAACAUCCGGCACAAACGCUGACCAUUCGCUGCGCCGGCCCGGAGGAGCGCACCAGCAGCUCCAAUCGACAUCCGGCUGGGAGAAGAUUACGACGGAAGAGGACGGAACGGAACAAACGGAACAGGUGCUAUCGGGAUAUUCUGUCCGAUCGCUACCUCACCCCGGAAGCGCACAGAUAUCUGCUGCGAUCGAGACACAGCAGCCGAUUCAAUCAACAUCCGGCAAAAACGCGGACCAUUCGCAGCACGCGCCCGGCGGAGCGCACCAGCGGCCGCAAUCAACAUCUGGCUGGGAAAAGAUUCCAAAGGAAGAGGACAGAACGGAACAGGUGCUGUCGGGAUAUUUUGUCCGAUCGCCACCUCGCCCCGGAGGCGCACAGGUAAAGAAGAAGAUUCUCGGUUCUGAGUUGGUUUAUUUAGUUCAUGUACGCUUUUUCCAGAUACCUGCUGCGAACGAGACACAGCAGCCGCUUCGAUCAACAUCCGGCACAAACUCUGACCAUUCGCUGCGCCGGCCCGGAGGAACGCACCAGCAGCUCCAAUCGACAUCCGGCUGGGAGAAGAUUACGACGGAAGAGGACGGAACGGAACAGGUGCUGUCGGGAUAUUUUGUCCGAUCGCUACCUCACCCCGGAAGCGCACAGAUAUCUGCUGCGAACGAGACACAGCAGCCGAUUCAAUCAACAUCCGGCACAAACGCUGACCAUUCGCUGCGCCCGCGUAUUCAAUCAACAUCCCUGCAUCAGCGGCUUCAAUCAACAUCCGGCAAAAACGCGGACCAUUCGCCGCACGCGCCCGGCGGAGCGCACCAGCGGCCGCAAUCAACAUCUGGCUGGGAAAAUAUUCCGAAGGAAGAGGACAGAACGGAACAGGUGCUGUCGGGAUAUUUUGUCCGAUCGCCACCUCGCCCCGGAGGCGCACAGAUACCUGCUGCGAACGAGACACAGCAGCCGCUUCAAUCAACAUCCGGCACAAACUCUGACCAUUCGCUGCGCCGGCACGGAGGAACGCACCAGCAGCUCCAAUCGACAUCCGGCACAAACGCUGAACAUUCGCUGCACGCGCCCGGCGGAGCGCACCAGCAGCCGCAAUCAACAUCCGGCUCAAACGCUGAACAUUCGCUGCUCCGGCCCGGAGACAUACAGAUUUCCACGACCAGCCGGUAUCAGGAGAAAGAGAAUACCGCCAGUCUGGCAAAUGAUCCCCCGAUCGUCGAGCUCACGCCUGAGCGAUUAAAGUCGCUUCUGAAUCAAACCGUUCUUGGUCAAACGAUCACAAAUCUGGCCGGCAAGGGAAGGCUGUCGGAUAACAGACGUAGUGAUUUGUGCGGUAUUGUUGCAGAAUGGCACUUAAAAAACAGGAGCAAAUGUUAUUGCCGCGAUUUGCAGAAAUAUGCAGAGUCGAUUAAGCUAACGUUUAGCAACGAGGAGAAGGACGAUUAUUACUUGCCUCCGGGUGGUAGUAAGAAGAACCCCGGUGGACAGAUUUACAAUAAAAUCAAUACCAUCAAGGCCCGAAACAAGAAGCGAAAGGAAAGCGACGAAGCCCACCUAGCGCAGCAGACAACCGGAAAUAAGAAACGUUGCGAACUCGUCAAUCCGAAGGAGCAGGAGGCCAACAACUGGCUCAAAUUGAAUGCUGAUCCGUGGUCAACGGUUAUCGACUGUUGGAAGGUUAGCUUCAGCUCCCGCGAACAGUUUUUGGGGAAACCUAAAUCGGUCGAGCAACUUAAAGCAACCUUCUACUGGAAAUUUGUCCGCUGCCAGUAUGGCUACCAAUUGAUCGACAUAGAUUACCUAUCUCUGACACUUCAAGCUGAAGACGUGGACCGUUCCCAAAGGUGGAGUAAUACCAUUACUGCGACGAUUUCGUUCGCUGAGAACCGAUCGCUGGACGAGCUCGGUGCUUCGUUGAUCGAAGUACUGAAGAAGAUCGAUGCCAGCGAAGACUUGAAAACUACGUCACUCCUACUGCUGCUUAAUCAUGUUCUGCCACCACAAAAGCUGAAGGUUGGAUUCAAACCAUCUAUAAUCAACGGUCGAGACGACACGAUCAUAUUUGUGAGCAGUGAGGAGGAUCUGAACGACAAGCUCGAAGCAUCGCAGAGGAAGUAUCGAGACUACCAACUCGACGAAGCUCCCAAAGUCGUGUUUUUUGGAUCGGCAACUGAAUUGAGCGGAGAGUUUCGUUUGUACUAUAACGAUAUUUGUUAUAGAUUACCGUCGGCGCGUCGGACGAUUGACGUGUACAUCAAGUUAUGUACCGUGCUAGGCCUACAACACUCUCGCUUCUGCAAGCUGGUGUAUCUUUUUAUAACUGAGUACAUCUACGAGCGGCCGGUAAAGGAGCGGUACGGUUUCAUACAAAAGUUUGUAUCGUAUCUCAACAGCAGCUUUCAACACUAAAGAGGAUGUUUACCUGUUUCAUCUCAGCUUGCGCUGAGAUUUUUCAAUCAGCUGGCGCGUACAUUGAUCAUCUCAAGCAAACUCAUGUCGUUCCACAAAGAUACCAGUUCCGCUGCACUUACAAAAAUUGUAUUAUGGUACUGACGGAUAUGUACCGAUUCCAACGGCAUUUGCUGACCCACAAGGAAAAAAUCAUCCAAGUUAUGAAAGAACCACAAGCAAACAAUACAUCUGACUUAUUUAUAUCACCACCACAAUUAGAGAUCGCUCAACCGACUGACCAGGACGACUACACAUUCGAAAAAUCAUUGCAAAACAUUGACAGAUCAGCAUUAGCAUUCAGUUUAAAGCUACACAACAAAUGUAAUUUAAGCAGAAAUGACGUAAUAUCGGUCCAAGCAGAUUGCCAGACACUCUACAGUCAAAUAGUCAAAGAAGUUGAACAACUUCCAAUGCAUCUCGAUCCCGAUACGCAAUAUAAGUUAAAUGCAUAUCUCCGCAAAAUGGUUAAUCCGUUCGAACUAUUUAAAACUGAUUAUUCUUUCUUUAAACACUUGGAAAAGCAGAACCUUUUCAAACCUCCCACUGUAGCUGUGGUAGAGGGUAAACAAAUUGUAGAGUCAGCAAGCAUGGAACAUAACUUAGAAAUUGAUAGCAACCAACACCUCCUUGCAAUCAUGGACAUACACUUUCAACUUAAAAAAUUUUUCGAAGCGCCCGGAGUUUUUCAGAAAACGAUUGAACAUUUACAUAAACUUGAGCAGUCUAAGAAUAUCAGACAUUUUGUGAACGGAAGUUGUUACCAAAAAGUAAAAAUGGCCUAUCCACAUGAUAUUGUUUUUCCGUUGUCAUUCUACUCGGAUGAAUUUGAGAUUAAUGACACUCUAUCUUCGCACAACAAAAAACACACAAUCUGCGGUUUGUACUACCAAUGUCUAGUCACGCCGGAACAGUUCGCUUCAAAAUUGUGCAACAUUUUUGUAGCUGGAUUUAUAAAAAAAAAUGACCUUAAAACUGUCGGAUUCAACGCGAUGAUAGAAAAAGUUAUAGAAAAGUUUAAGCAAGUGGAAGUAGAAGGUGUACUACUUAGAGUUCAGAACCAGGACAUUUUGGUUAGGUUCCCGCUGUUGUUAGUGCAGGGCGAUAACUUAGGAAUGCACUCGAU
This is a messenger RNA of Culex pipiens pallens (northern house mosquito), 4255 nucleotides long. RefSeq lists its product as uncharacterized. Lineage: Eukaryota; Metazoa; Arthropoda; Insecta; Diptera; Culicidae. The transcript is spliced from 12 exons. The record is from RefSeq and is a predicted model, not a curated record. Bases 1 to 3090 code for a protein of 1029 amino acids.